Messenger RNA from Cygnus olor (mute swan), 8517 nucleotides. RefSeq names its product myopalladin (gene MYPN). Bases 1 to 4029 code for a protein of 1342 amino acids. The transcript is spliced from 19 exons. NCBI's taxonomy places the organism in Eukaryota, Metazoa, Chordata, Aves, Anseriformes, Anatidae. The record is from RefSeq and is a predicted model, not a curated record.
AUGCAAGACGACAGCUUAGAGUCCUCAACUUCAAUAUCUCAGCUUCUGAGAGAAAGUUAUUUAGCUGAAACUAAACAUCGAGGGAACAGUGAAAGAAGCAGAUCAGAGUCCACUUCUCAUAAUUUCCUUUAUGGCAAUACUUGUGGUGAUUCAGAUGAGAUAGCCGCCCAAGAUGACCUUCCAGAUCUCUCUGCCUUUUUGAGCCAAGAAGAGCUAAAUGAAAGUGUAAACCUGGCAAGACAAGCUAUUGAUCAGAAUCCACUCGAAACUAAACAGGAUGAGCUUCAGACACAUUCACAUUAUCCCUCGGAUCAACUGAAAAACAAAGGAAAAAACAAACAAAUGGCCCACUCUACAGCUCUGAAAACAUCAGACAAUGGCCUGCACACAAACUUUUGUCAGGACCAUGUCAGAGAUACAAAAGGCUCCAAAGGGAACUCUCAAGACCUAAAGAAACAACACCUUCCCUCCGAAUCAGAAUCAAAAAAGGAAUUCCUGAACAAGGCAGCAGAUUUUAUUGAAGAGCUCUCUUCACUUUUCAAAGCUCACAACUCUGAAAGAAUAAGACCCCGAACAUGCAAAAACUACAGGAGCAAAAUCGAUUCUAAGAAUAAAUCUGCUCAAAAAGGUAGCUCUAGCCUCUCUAGUACAACAGAAAACAGAGAAAGGCUUUCCAUUCCACUACCUCAAGACCUGGAAAAUAAAGCAGAGAAAGCAUUUGAAAAACUAGAUGAUCAACCAGCAGCAAACCUGGAAUCUAUCAAUCAAUUGACAAGUGCAGAACUAAAAACAGAGUCAGAAUCUGCAUCCAUAUAUUCUGAUGAGCCCAUUGGACAGCCACCACGCUUCACUCAAAAACUGAAGAGCAGGGAAGUUCCUGAAGGAACCAAAGUGCAAUUGGACUGCAUUGUGGUAGGAAUCCCAGCACCUGAAGUCAGGUGGUACUGCGAAGGGAAGGAACUUGAAAACUCACCAGACAUUCAAAUUACCCAGACAGGUGAUCGACACUCAUUGGUUAUUGUUGAGGCUUUUGAGGAGGAUACAGGACGUUACUCGUGCUUUGCUUCAAACAUCUAUGGAACAGACUCCACCUCUGCGGAGAUUUACAUAGAAGGAGUCUCUUCUUCUGACUCUGAAGGUGAAACCAUCAAAGACGAAAUGGAUCACAAUGCAAAGCCAGCUGACACCUCCCUGAAGGCAGCAUCUCCUGCUACUAGAGCUGCAACCAAGCACCAAGAAACCUCCAAGGCACCAUCAGCUGUGGUUCAGCCUGUGUCUGUACCUGUCCAGCCUGUGUCUACGCCAGUUACUCAGGCUCAAAGCCCCACUAACUAUUUGCAAGGAUUGGAUGGAAGACCUAUAGUUGCUGCUCCUGUAUUUACGAAGAUGUUACAGGACAUCUCAGCUUCUGAGGGGCAGCUUGUAGUAUUUGAAUGUCGGGUGAAAGGAGCUCCGUCCCCAAAGGUUGAAUGGUACAGAGAAGGAACACUAAUAGAAGAUUCUCCAGAUUUUCGGAUACUACAGAAAAAACCACGAUCUAUGGCCGAACCAGAGGAAAUUUGUACUCUGGUUAUUGCUGAAGUAUUUUCAGAAGACUCUGGCAGCUUCACCUGUACUGCAAGCAAUAAAUAUGGCACAGUAUCUAGUAUAGCUCGUCUAACUGUCAAAGCAUCUGAAGACAGUAGUAAUGCUGCUGCCCUUCACACAAUGAGCUCAAUCAACUUAGUUGCUGCUGAACAUCAGUCUCCCCCACAUAUUCCUUCCCAACGUGUAAAUCAACCUCCCAAACCUAAACUUGAAGGUGUUCUUGUGAACCACAAUGAACCCAGAUCGAGCUCCAAGAUAGGUCUCCGUGUGCACUUCAAGCUGCCUGAAGACGACAAAGAAAGUGAGUCACCACCAGAGGAUGGACUCGGCACUACAAACCAAACCAGACCCAACUAUUUCCAGGACAGGAUAAAUGGACAGCCAGUGAAAGUACCAGAGCCAACAUCACCAUCCAAGGAACCCCCCCCAGUACUGGCUAAACCAAAGCUUGAUCAGACCCAGUUAAAACAGCUCCACAACCAAGUCUUGCUUGAACAACAGCUUGUGCAUCAGACGUCUACAAGAGAGCUGUCAUUCAACACAGCUUUAUUGAACUCUGCUACUUCAUUCAAUCAACAAUCCACCUCAACCACGUACAAACAAAGCAAAGCCUCUGCUUCACAAGCAUUCAACUAUACCCGACCUAAGCAGUUCCUACCAUCACAGACCCCACCGCCUACCAUUUCCUCUUCUAGCUCCUCGGUGACAAUUUACAGCAGUGUCUCUCAAGGAACUCAAAGAACAAAUAACAAGGAAAAUGUCACGGCAAAUCCUCCACCUACACCAUCAAGGCCAUCAGGAGCAUUUACAAGCAAAAGUGAUCAGUCUCUACCAAGCCCAAAAGAAUCCACGGUGCCUCCGUUAACACUGUCUACAUCCAGUGUAAAACAAUUUCAGCCACAGAGUGUGACUCCUACUCCUGUCUCCCCAACUGGUCGAAUUCCAAAUCCAGUAGCUUUCCUUAGCGCUGUUCUUCCUUCACUUCCUUCUGCACCAUCAACCAAUGCUAUGGGGCUGCCCAAAAGUACACCAGUCACCUCAACCCAGGGAUUAACAAAGAAAAAUCUGAAGCCUCUGCCAUUAGCAACAGAUGAUUCUAUUCGGGAAAAUAAAGCUGCACUUGUAAAGGACCUGGAAAGAAAACUACAUUUCAGAGAGGACAUUAAUCAACAAAGUAGUCAGCAGGAAUACAGGAUUUCAAGCUUUGAGCAGAGGCUGAUGAACGAAAUAGAAUUUCGCCUUGAACGCACCCCAGUGGAUGAAUCAGAUGAUGAAGUGCAACAUGAAGAAAUCCCUACAGGCAAAUACAUAGCACCCAUCUUUGAUAAGAGACUCAAGCAUUUCCGGGUAAUGGAAGGAUCUCCUAUCACAUUCACUUGCAAAAUUGUUGGAAUACCUGUUCCCAAGGUAUAUUGGUUCAAGGAUGGCAAGCAGAUUUCAAAGAAAAACUCACGUUUCAAAAUGAGCAGAGAGGGAGAUGGAACAUGUUCUUUACAUAUUGAAACUUCUACUAAUGAUGAUGAUGGAAACUAUACCAUUAUGGCUGCAAACCCACAAGGAAGAGUCAGUUGUUCAGGCCACCUGAUGGUUCAGAGUAUCCCUGUUCGGGGCCGAAUAUCAACAAUUCAGCCUCACAGAACACGAUCCCGGGUACCAGAGGGAGACAGAGAAGCAGUUCAAGAACGCUUUUUCAGGCCCUAUUUUCUACAGGCUCCAGGUGAUAUGGUAGCACACGAAGGGCGACUUUGUAGAUUGGAUUGUAAGGUGAGCGGGUUACCAACGCCAGACCUGACGUGGCUUCUGAACGGCAAACCUGUAUUACCAGAUGGCACCCACAAGAUGCUGGUCAGAGAGACUGGAGUUCACUCUCUGCUCAUUGAUCCUCUCUCACAAAAUGAUGCUGGAACUUAUACUUGCCUUGCCACUAAUAGAGCAGGACAAAAUUCAUUUACUCUGGAGCUGACUGUUGUAGCAAAGGAAGUAAAAAAAGCCCCCAUGUUUUUGGAGAAGCUUCAGAACUGUGGUGUUCCAGAAGGGUACCCGGUCAGAUUAGAAUGCAGGGUUGUGGGAAUGCCACCCCCCAUAUUUUACUGGAAGAAGGAUAAUGAAACCAUCCCAUCAAACAGAGAGAGGAUGAGCAUGCACCAAGAUACAACCGGGUAUGUCUGCCUUCUGAUUCAGCCUGCCAAGAAAGCCGAUGCGGGCUGGUAUACCUUGUCUGCAAAAAAUGAAGCUGGUAUUGUCUCUUGUACUGCUAGACUUGACAUAUACGCUCAGUGGCACCAUCAAAUUGCACAGCCAAUAAAGCUUCGACCUGGUGGUGGUCGGUAUGCAAACCUUACUGGUCAAGGACUCGAGAUUUUUUCUGCCUUUCCAACUACUGAAAGCCCUAUGCUGUUUUCAUCCCCAACCCAAAAGGUGGUGGAAAGUGAAGAACUUUGAAAAAUAUAAGCAAACAAUGGUUCCAGUUACACCUGCAGAAAUACUAGAACUGUGAAAAAAAAUAAAGAGGUACAAGCCGAGAUGCCAAGGUUUACAAGAAACCUGUUUGUAAUUAAGUGUACUGCUGCUGUGAAUUUUGCAAGUAACAUAUACAAGACUUUUGCAUAGUAUUUUACUGCAGGAUAAUUGUGGUAUGGAGUGUUGUGCAAUAAAUUCAGUACUGUGUAGUUUGCUAAGAAUUACAUAGUAAACAUAGUUUUCAGCACUUAAAAGCCAAUACCACUUCUGCUUGAAUUAAAGCUACUGUGUUGUAGCAAGCCAUGUUAAGGAUUGAUGAUGUUUAGCUGGAAAACUACCAGUGAAAACAUCAACACUACAGUAACAACAAUCCUGAAUGAGGGUAAACAACAUGACUUUGAAUGUAAUUCUAAAAAAAUGCCAAAAAAUCACAAAGCACAAGUAAAAGGGAAAAGAUGUAACUCAUUUUUAUAUAUGAUUAUGCCAGAUAAUUUUAGAAUUGUUGGACUCAUGACUAGAUAAGUAGAGCAUUUCAUGUAGGUACAGGUGUGUACCCUAUAUAUUUAUAUUUGUGUGUGUGUGUACUCCAUGAACCGUGUACUCAUGGUGUAAUGAUUCAUAAAGUAAGGUACAGGACACGUGCCUAGGACUCUAACAUAGGAAACUAAACUUCCUGUAGUCUGAAGCAUCUUCUGUAGAACUCAUAGCUGAAAGUAUUUUCCAGAUGUGCUUCAUAUUUUUUCUUUACAUUGAUAGUGAUUCUCUGCCUUUAAACACAGAUUAUAUCAAACUUUUAUCUUCAGGGUUUGCAAAUAUCAAUCUCUUUCUCCUCAUUUUUAAUGUGACUGAAAGAAAAGUAUCUACCAGCUAGUUUGCUUUUUAACUAACUGGAAAGGAAUUAUGAUUCAAUAGAAUUAAAUGAUUUCACCAUCAUUUAGGAAACAAUCACAAGUGUGGUGUCUACUAUUAAGACAGAGGAAAUUCCAUUAACAAAAAGUUAUUCAUAACAAAAAGUUAUGAAUUCAAGCAACAAUUAUGUACAAAGAGCUAAAAAGCCCUACUGUAUCUAAUAGUAGUAGCAAAUAAGGCAAUUUAAUGAAGGUGCAACAGAAGGUGCUGAGAACACAACUGAUUUAAUUUAAUUUAGCAUCUAAACAGUUGUACAGCACUUAGAAUCUGGGAAUAUCUAAGAUGAUUUCUUGCACCUUUAUGUUAUUGCUAUCUCUCUUCUUUAGACAUUGUUUUCAAGCAGUUCUUGCUUCCUGCUUUCAACAUGGCUGAAGUGUAUACAACAAAGUCCUGACCAAAGUCUCAGAGAUGAAAAAUUAACAGAUACUAUCAUUUUAGAUCUUAUUUGGAUUUUUUUCAAUACUUAGUGUAACUUAAAAAUUGCAAAUGCAAAGAAAACAAUGAGGAGUUAUCUUGAGAGCAAACCAACACUAGAUAUAGCCAGAGACUGAGAAAGAGAAAGCCUCUCACCUCUUGGUUUCCUACGAAAACAACUUUUGAUGUUGUUUUCUAACACUUAACUGUUGGUUCCCUAAGGGUUCAGGGGAAGUGAGUUUAUAGUAGUGUUCCACUUCCUGUCUGAGUGGAGACCAUACCACAACCACCAUUACAACUUCAGUGCCUUUGCUAGAAAUCUCAAGUGAUUCAGCCCAGACUGAGCAGACCAGGAAGCUAAGAUAUACUCCUAUCCUGAACGACAAAACAAGGUACAGUGACUUCAGUGGGAAAGCAGAAAUGCCAGUUGUUGCUGAUGUUGCAUCUCCUCCCUGGCAAACAAAAUAAAACUACUAGCUAUUAAAAGUGAUACACUGAUUAAAGUGACAUCAGUUAUGGGAUGCCUGAUUUAAGACAAAUUGUGGGUCUCCAGGAUAGAGAACCCGUUGUUCCUCCAAUCCGUUUGUUUCUAGGAUGGCUUAGGGAUUCGAAAGCUAAACUUAGAGAGAGUCAAACUUGGGCAACCCAAAAUUUAAAGUUUCCCAUGUCAGUAACUUCUCUUGGGAAAAUAAUACAAGGGAAGUUUUUAGUUUUUGCUUACUUAAUCCAGUGCUGUUGGGAAGUGGGAAGAGAGGAAAUUAAGACACAAAAGGUAAUGUUCAACCUCCAUCUACAGCCCUGGUCUUCCCAUUACUUCAUGACAGAACUGAAAAGUGGAUUUUGAUCCAAGGUAUUCAAAACCGGAUAUUGUUCAUCAGGCUUUCCACCUAGUAUAGGCUCAGUUGAGCUGUUUUCCUGUCUAGCACUCCACUGUGGCCCCCUUGCCUGGCUUUAUGUAAGGGGUUGGACCAGAUGACUUCCUGUGGUUCCUUCCAACCUAAAUCAUCCUAUACUUCCUAAAUUCUUUUACUUUCCACUGCCUGUCUGAAUAUCCUGUACAGAUUAAGUUACUGACUGAGUAGAAACUAAGAAGCACAAGCUUCUCCUUUUUCACUGUGAUAUAUUCCACUAGUCUUGAUACCUGAUUUCUUUACACAGUUUAGAAGAAAGGAAGAGUAGUACUUAUUACUAGCAAAUACCUGACUACCAGUGCUAGAAUCAUACUUGUUAAUAUUACUGAUGUUAGCAGUGAUUCUCACAUUUUAUAACAUCAGACAACAUGCCCAAGAACUUGGUACAAAUCAAAGGACAAUGUGCACAGAAAGAAGAUUUUUUCAAUGAUUUCAUUGAAAUAUCUCCUGCCUUACAUCAUUAUAACCUGAACAGACAAGCGGAAAGUUAAAUGGUACACAAUUUUUUAAAAUGCACACACAUUUGUUUUUGGAGGUGGGAAAGACAAAAAGCUACUGCUGAAAGACUUUUCCCAAAAAUCUGUAUAAGAAGGAUUAAUUCUUAGUCAUUCAACAAGAGGCCCCAGAAGUCCCAUUGAGAAAUAGGCUACAGAGAGUGGGUCACCAGAAUCUGUCAGCUGAACUAUAACGUUAUCUUCAUGAUGGUAUUUACUAACAAAAAGAUCAAAACUUUAUCUACCAUACCUCCCCAUGUAAUGCAUAAGUCAGUAGAAUUACUUUCAGUGCAUCUGACACAAACAAAAUCAGUAUCUGGUCCCAAAUGGUCUGUAGUCAUUAAUUUUUGCUCAUUAACUGCUACAACACAUUUCUCUUCUGCAUAUACUGAGCCCAUAAAAUAAGUGCGUAAAGGAAGCUUAUGUGAAUGGAUGUAAAUGCUGUUAAUUAGUAAUACUGAUGUGCUCAUCACAAAGAAGAUGCACAAAUGAUGCUUUUGUUGACUGAUGGAAAAGCCAAGGGGAAAAAUCACUUGUGUAAGCAGAAGAGACAACACUGAGUUUUCACAAAACUUGAUGUUUGAGUUCAUGUGCCGUGAAGGUAUCAUACUGUGUCAAGACACACCAGAGACUAUGCAAUUGUGCUCUCUUCCUGAACAGCUUGUCUUUUCAUUGUUUUGUUCAAUUGAAUAGCUGAUUUCACACUUCACGCUAACACGGUAUUUCAUUCUCUUAUUCAGGACAGGCUACUACAACAACAAGAAUCAAUGUUAGAGCCUUUACUGAAGUCAUUGUUAGCUAUUAUCUUCCACAAAUCCAGUAAAACACCACAAUGUGAAGCAUAACGUUAUAUCAAUGAGAUACAGAAAUGCUUAUUUUUGUAAACUUUCACUAACAGGUCAUUUUCUGAUUCAGAAUCUUGUAGGUUUAUUUAAUGUCUUGAUCUGUUCUAGUCCUGGUUACGUAGAUGACCAGAGGCACCAUAUAUUUCAAACCAUAUCAGAAAUCACAAUUUCUAUGUUGUAAUUCUAGAAGGCUAAAGUAUUAUUUUGGCUUUAAAAUUUUGGUCCACCUUGGUACAGACCCAGUCCUCAGCAGCAUCAUAGAGCAGUCUGCAUUGAACUGACAGACUUCUUGCCUUAAAACAGCUGGAUUGAGAUCAUUUGCUUCCAUAUGGAAGGUGGAGCAUACCUUCUGAAUGCCUCACGUACACUAACAUGAGAAGAGGAGAGCACACUUCAGAAUACAAAAAGCCAAGUCUGCAGUCUUUUAUUUAAUACGUAAACAAUUGCCAAUUGCAACUGUUUACAGUAAUGAUAGAUACUGCAAAGAAACAAAUCUGGAAUGAGAAUUCCUAUAAGAACUGCGUUCUUACUGCUACAAUGGUAAAAAAGCAUUAGUUUCUGGAAAAUGUCUUCAUACAAAAUGAUUAGCAAGAUCUAAUGAAACAUUUUAAUUAUUAAAUAUUGAAGAAGUGAUUCACUGUUAAUUGCCUUACUAUUUCCAAUACAUAGAUGUUCACUUUGAGCCUUAAAAUUCUAUUUUAUAAGUUUUUCUUGAUUAAAGUUGAUAUUUUUUAUUUUUUGAUCCAAAAUUAUUCUCUAUGGGAAAGAAAAAUGUUAAUAUCAGUUUUAAAGGACAUUUUAAAUGCAUAUAAAUGGAAAAAAUAAACAAACGCCUGACUGUUUAGUAAUGUACUUCCCUUCAUCUCACCUGAACUUAAAUAAAUGCUUCAGAGUUGC